This is a messenger RNA of Emiliania huxleyi CCMP1516, 855 nucleotides long. RefSeq lists its product as hypothetical. NCBI's taxonomy places the organism in Eukaryota, Haptophyta, Isochrysidales, Noelaerhabdaceae. The record is from RefSeq and is a predicted model, not a curated record. The transcript is spliced from 2 exons. The coding region runs from base 1 to 855 and encodes 284 amino acids.
AUGGCCGACGCUCGCGAUGGCCCGUCCGUUGCGGCCAGGCUCAAACUGUGCGCGCAAGCCACAGGAGAGGCGGUGGCGCCGCAAGACGAGGCGAUGAUUCGCAUCCUCUCGCAGCUCGCCGUGGAGCGCAACUGGUGGAGCUUCAGCGUCAACCCGACGCCCAUGGGCAAGCAGUUCAUUGCACACCCGCAGCACCAACAGAUGCAGCAACCCCAGCCCAACGAGUCGCCCGAGGGGUGGACCAGGGUUGGGAAGGGCGGCAUGCCGGACAGGUUCACCAUGAGGAACCCUGGCCGCAAGCCGCCGGGCAAGGCGGUCAAGCGCAAGCCUGACCGCCAGCCCGCACCCAAGGGAGGUGGACCCCCACCCCCCUCUCCCAAGGUGAACAAGAACAGGCUGAGCGCGCUGGGCGCUGGCCCUUCUGGCACCAGCGGGAGGCACGAGCGCGCACCGCCGCGCUCCCCCUCCCCCUCCUCGCCGCCUGCCAAAUCACCGCGGCCGUCUGUGCCUGCUUCCGAGUAUGACUCCGAGUUCGACUUUUCCGACGCUGAGGCGCAGGAUAGGACGGCAGGGGUCGUACACGACGCAGUUCAGCAGGCUGUGAUGCAAUACGGCUAUGACGACGAGCUCUUCCAGGCGUGGAGGGACGGCGAGAUACGGCGAAAGGACUUGCCGGAGGAGGUGGUGGCUAUGGCUUUGGACCUUUGCGAGAGGUGGCGAGCGGAGCAAGAGCGGUGUAGGCGCGUCCACGCGGCGCAGCGGCUCUCCCGCGACCCCGGCCCCUCUCAUAGCCGCAGCCGUAGCCGCAGCCCCAACUCUUGCCGCUCUUCCGUGUCGGGUUGUGACGAGGGGUGA